CCGAUAUGAUAACCGAAUCCAAAUAUUAUUAUGUCAAUCGUGCGAUCGUAGACCGCAGUCCGUAAAAUCUUCGACGGAAUCGUUGCGUCUUUAUUCUAAAAUGUUCUUUGUUAACGUCUCCUACCAAUAAUUUUAAAUCGUUUUCGUCGUACUGUCGUUGCUAUGAUACACACUACACGUCGUAAUUAAUUAUUAAUUUCGCCGCGCCGAGACCGUUACGUACGCAAAACGUAAAACGACGUUCAAUAAUUGUUCGUUAUAAUAUUACAGGACACUUCUCGCCCGUCAGUGCGAACAUUGUCAUAAUGGUAGUGGCCAACGCAAACGGUAGCGCGUACACACCGACCGUCGUGGCGCAGGUACGUUACAUGUUACAGUGGUUUGGCGAGUGGAGCGAAAUGGAACGCGGUGACUUCCUGCCGGUUUUGGUUCACGGGUUCGGAGGUACCGCCGCCGCUGCCAACGGUCUACCGGCGAUCAUGGAAACCCUGUGCAAAGAGGAAGGCCGUCCGCUCAGUCUGUUCAAAUGCCGCAUCAAGCUGUUCACCGAAUGGGUCCAGACGUGGUCCGACGACGACAAAGACAGCUUCCUGAGCGGCAUACGUUCCAUGGACGCUGAUUUCGCCGAGAGAUACGAACAAAAAGCUGUCGGCCAUGUGGUCAGUAGCUCAGAGCACUGCAACGGUAUCAAUGGGGAUGAAAAUCCCGAUGAAUUGCCAGAAAAAACGAUUUAAAUAGACUACGCUCAUCCGCAUAUUAUAAACUCUGUGAUUUCAAAUAAUAGGUACUUCAUUGUGGGUCGGAUGGUUUUACUCGGCCAUUCUUGUAUUCGGUAAAGGAUUCUUAAAUACUAGUUAUUUUAAAUUGAAUAAAUGUAUUUUAAAAUAGAUUUUACAACCUACGCCCUUUACAAUGUUGUAUAAUACUUGAUACAUUCCAACCACCUAUAUUAUACUCUAUAUUCGUGUGCCUAUUACUUCAAUAAUUUACUUAUGAACAAUUGUUACUACUUAUUUUGUAUUUGUGUACAAAUAUCUUCCUAGAAUAUUUCUAAUUAGUUUUAUCACAUUCCAAGAACUGCCCAGUGGUUGCGAGUGUAAUCAUUAAAUCUAUAUAGGUAGGUAAUUGUCUUUUUUACAUUUUAGUUUUGAUAUUAUGUACCUUAUUAAAGGUUUUUUUUUCAUUGUAUUACUUUAUACAUUCCGUGUUUUUAGUAUUAUAUACAAAAUGGUUAGUGAUAAAUUGUUACUUUCUCUCCCCAUUAGAAUUAAAAAGUUAAUAUUUAUACUCGAUGUAAAUAAUUUAUUGCAUUUCUUUACAUGAUAAUAAUUUGCCAUUAAAAAAUUGAGUCUAGAAUAUAAAUGUAAUAUUAUUUUACUUGAUUAAUGUUAAGAAUUACUACGUUGUCAAACAGUAUUAUUAGUAACAUAACAGUAUUAUUUAAUAAAAAAAAUAUUUACAUAUC
Molecule: messenger RNA, 1465 nt
Organism: Aphis gossypii (cotton aphid)
Lineage: Eukaryota; Metazoa; Arthropoda; Insecta; Hemiptera; Aphididae
Exons: 2
Coding region: 306-734 (142 amino acids)
Source: RefSeq, a predicted model, not a curated record